AUUACAUGUCCAUGGAAGGACCUAUUGAAAUAUGAAACCUUGUGUUUCAUUGGUAUUUCACUGUUCAGCUGGCUUGUUUUUUCCUUUUUAUUCCUUGUCCUCCUUCAUUAAAUCAUAAAAGUAUCAAGUCACUGAAUGGUAUAGAGGGUUUAAUAUCCUUUAGAUUAAAUCUUCCUUGGUUUGCAAUUAUGCAGAUGUUUCAGAAAGAGCAAGUGGAUCCUCUUCAGAUGAAAUUGCAGCAGGUGAAUGGACUUGGCCAGGGAUUAAUUCAGAGUGCAGGAAAAAACUGUGAUGUGCAGGGCUUAGAACAUGACAUGGACGAGAUCAAUGCUCGAUGGAAUACACUGAAUAAGAAGGUUGCACAAAGAAUCGCACAACUACAGGAGGCUUUGUUGCAUUGUGGAAAGUUUCAAGAUGCCUUGGAGCCAUUGCUCAGCUGGUUGGCAGACACAGAAGAGCUCAUAGCCAGUCAGAAACCUCCAUCUGCUGAGUAUAAAGUAGUGAAAGCACAGAUCCAAGAACAGAAGUUGCUCCAACGGCUCCUAGAUGAUCGCAGGGCCACAGUAGACAUGCUUCAAGCAGAAGGAGGGAGAAUUGCCCAAUCAGCUGAGCUAGCUGAUAGAGAGAAAAUCACUGGGCAGUUGGAGAGUCUUGAAAGUAGAUGGACUGAACUGCUCAGCAAGGCAGCAGCCAGGCAAAAACAACUGGAAGAUAUCCUGGUUCUGGCCAAACAAUUCCAUGAGACAACUGAGCCUAUUUCUGACUUCUUAUCUGUCACAGAGAAAAAACUUGCUAACUCAGAACCUGUUGGUACUCAGACUGCCAAAAUUCAGCAGCAGAUCAUUCGGCAUAAGGCUCUGAAGGAAGAAAUAGAAAACCAUGGAACAGAUGUGCACCAGGCAGUCAAAAUUGGGCAGUCCCUCUCCUCCCUGACAUGUCCUGCAGAACAGGGUGUGCUGUCAGAAAAGCUAGACUCAUUGCAGGCCCGAUACAGUGAGAUUCAAGACUGGUGCUGUCGGAAGGCAGCCCUGCUUGAACAAGCACUGUCCAAUGCUAGACUGUUUGGGGAAGAUGAGGUGGAGGUGCUCAACUGGCUGGCUGAGGUUGAGGACAAGCUCAGUUCAGUGUUCAUAAAGGAUUACAGACAGGAUGUCCUACAGAAACAGCAUGCUGACCAUCUGGCUUUAAAUGAAGAGAUUGUUAAUAGAAAGAAGAAUGUAGAUCAAGCUAUUAAAAAUGGUCAGGCUCUUCUAAAACAAACCACAGGUGAAGAGGUGUUACUUAUCCAGGAGAAACUGGAUGGAAUAAAGACCCGCUACGCAGAUAUCACAGUCACUAGUUCCAAGGCCCUCCGGACUUUAGAGCAAGCCCGGCAGCUGGCCACUAAGUUUCAGUCUACAUAUGAAGAACUGACUGCAUGGCUAAGGGAGGUGGAGGAGGAGCUGGCAACCAGUGGAGGACAGUCUCCCACAGGGGAGCAGAUACCCCAGUUUCAACAAAGACAGAAGGAAUUGAAGAAGGAGGUCAUGGAGCACAGGCUGGUGUUGGACACAGUGAAUGAGGUGAGCCGUGCUCUCUUAGAGCUGGUGCCCUGGAGAGCCAGAGAAGGGCUAGAUAAACUUGUGUCUGAUGCCAACGAGCAGUACAAACUGAUCAGCGACACUAUUGGACAAAGAGUGGAUGAAAUUGAUGCUGCUAUUCAGAGAUCACAACAGUAUGAACAGGCUGCUGAUGCAGAACUAGCUUGGGUUGCUGAAACAAAACGGAAACUCAUGGCACUGGGUCCAAUUCGCCUAGAACAGGACCAAACCACAGCUCAGCUGCAGGUACAGAAGGCUUUCUCUAUUGACAUCAUUCGCCACAAAGAUUUAAUGGAUGAACUCUUCAGUCACCGUGGUGAAAUCUUUGGGACAUGUGGAGAGGAACAGAAAGCUGUAUUACAGGAAAAGACAGAGUGUCUAAUACAACAAUAUGAAGCCAUUAGUCUACUCAAUUCAGAGCGUUAUGCCCGCCUAGAGCGAGCACAAGUCUUGGUGAACCAGUUUUGGGAAACUUACGAAGAGCUUAGCCCUUGGAUUGAGGAAACUCGGGGACUAAUAGCACAGUUACCUCCUCCAGCAAUUGAUCAUGAACAGCUCAGGCAGCAGCAAGAGGAAAUGAGGCAACUAAGGGAAUCCAUUGCUGAACACAAACCUCAUAUUGAUAAACUAUUAAAAAUAGGCCCACAACUAAAAGAAUUAAACUCUGAAGAAGGGAAAAUGGUGGAAGAAAAAUACCAGAAAGCAGAAAGCAUGUAUGCUCAAAUAAAAGAAGAGGUGCGGCAACGGGCCCUGGCUCUGGAUGAGGCUGUUUCCCAGUCUGCUCAGAUUACAGAGUUCCAUGAUAAAAUCGAGCCAAUGUUGGAGACUCUGGAGAAUCUUUCCUCUCGCCUGCGUAUGCCACCCCUGAUCCCUGCUGAAGUAGACAAGAUCAGAGAGUGCAUUAGUGACAAUAAGAGUGCCACCAUGGAAUUAGAAAAACUGCAGCCAUCCUUUGAGGCUCUGAAGCGCCGUGGAGAAGAGCUCAUUGGACGAUCUCAAGGAGCAGACAAGGAUCUGGCUGCAAAAGAAAUCCAGGACAAACUGGAUCAAAUGGUAUUCUUCUGGGAGGACAUCAAAGCUCGGGCUGAGGAGCGAGAAAUGAAAUUCCUUGAUGUCCUUGAAUUAGCGGAGAAGUUCUGGUAUGAUAUGGCAGCUCUCCUGACCACCAUCAAAGACACCCAGGAUAUUGUCCAUGACUUGGAAAGCCCAGGCAUUGACCCAUCCAUCAUCAAGCAGCAGGUCGAAGCUGCUGAGACUAUUAAGGAGGAGACAGAUGGUCUGCAUGAGGAGUUGGAAUUCAUUCGAAUCCUUGGAGCAGAUUUGAUUUUUGCCUGUGGAGAAACUGAGAAGCCUGAAGUGAAGAAGAGCAUUGAUGAGAUGAAUAAUGCUUGGGAGAACUUAAACAAAACAUGGAAAGAAAGGCUGGAAAAACUUGAGGAUGCCAUGCAAGCUGCUGUGCAGUAUCAGGACACUCUGCAGGCUAUGUUUGACUGGCUAGAUAACACUGUGAUCAAACUAUGCACCAUGCCCCCAGUGGGCACGGACCUCAACACUGUCAAAGAUCAGUUAAAUGAGAUGAAGGAAUUCAAAGUUGAAGUUUACCAACAGCAAAUUGAGAUGGAGAAGCUCAAUCACCAGGGCGAAUUGAUGUUAAAGAAAGCUACUGAUGAAACAGACAGAGACAUUAUACGAGAACCACUGACAGAACUCAAACACCUCUGGGAGAACCUGUGUGAGAAAAUUGCCCACAGACAGCAUAAGCUAGAAGGUGCUCUCUUGGCCCUUGGCCAGUUCCAGCAUGCCUUAGAGGAACUAAUGAGUUGGCUGACUCACACUGAAGAAUUGCUAGAUGCUCAGAGACCAAUAAGUGGAGACCCAAAAGUCAUUGAAGUUGAACUUGCAAAGCACCAUGUUCUUAAAAAUGAUGUUUUGGCUCAUCAAGCCACAGUGGAAACAGUCAACAAAGCUGGCAAUGAACUUCUUGAAUCUAGUGCUGGAGAUGAUGCCAGCAGCUUAAGGAGCCGUUUGGAAACUAUGAACCAGUGCUGGGAGUCAGUGCUGCAGAAAACAGAAGAGAGGGAGCAGCAGCUUCAGUCAACACUACAGCAGGCCCAGGGUUUCCACAGUGAAAUUGAAGAUUUCCUCUUGGAACUGACUAGAAUGGAGAGCCAGCUUUCUGCCUCUAAGCCCACAGGAGGACUUCCUGAAACUGCUAGGGAGCAGCUUGAUACACACAUGGAACUCUAUUCCCAGCUGAAAGCCAAGGAGGAGACUUAUAAUCAUUUGCUUGACAAGGGCAGGCUCAUGCUCCUGAGCCGUGACGAUUCUGGGUCUGGCUCUAAAACAGAGCAGAGUGUGGUACUCUUGGAACAGAAGUGGCAUAUAGUUAGCAGUAAGAUGGAAGAAAGAAAGUCAAAGCUGGAAGAAGCUCUCAACCUGGCAACAGAAUUCCAGAAUUCUUUACAAGAAUUUAUCAACUGGCUCACUCUGGCAGAACAAAGUUUAAACAUUGCUUCUUCCCCCAGCUUGAUUCUAAACACUGUCCUUUCCCAGAUAGAGGAACACAAGGUCUUUGCUAAUGAAGUAAAUGCUCAUCGAGACCAAAUCAUUGAACUGGAUCAAACCGGAAAUCAGUUAAAGUUCCUUAGCCAAAAACAAGAUGUUGUUCUGAUCAAGAAUUUGUUGGUUAGCGUCCAGUCUCGGUGGGAGAAGGUUGUCCAGCGAUCUAUAGAAAGGGGGCGGUCACUAGAUGAUGCCAGAAAACGGGCAAAACAAUUCCAUGAAGCUUGGAAAAAACUGAUUGAUUGGUUAGAAGAUGCAGAGAGUCAUCUGGAUGCAGAACUGGAAAUAUCCAAUGACCCAGACAAAAUCAAACUUCAGCUUUCUAAACAUAAGGAGUUUCAGAAAACUCUUGGUGGCAAGCAGCCUGUGUAUGAUACCACAAUUAGAACUGGUAGAGCACUAAAAGAGAAAACUUUGCUUGCCGAUGAUGCUCAGAAACUCGACAACUUAUUGGGAGAAGUCAGAGACAAAUGGGAUACUGUUUGUGGCAAGUCUGUAGAGCGGCAACACAAGCUGGAAGAAGCCCUGUUGUUUUCUGGCCAGUUCAUGGAUGCUUUGCAGGCCCUGGUUGACUGGCUGUACAAGGUGGAGCCACAGCUGGCUGAGGACCAGCCAGUGCAUGGGGACCUUGACCUUGUCAUGAACCUCAUGGAUGCCCAUAAGGUUUUCCAGAAGGAACUGGGAAAGCGAACAGGCACUGUUCAAGUCCUGAAGCGCUCAGGGAGAGAACUGAUUGAGAACAGCCGAGAUGACACCACCUGGGUAAAAGGGCAGCUCCAAGAACUAAGCACUCGCUGGGACACUGUGUGCAAACUCUCUGUUUCCAAGCAAAGCCGACUUGAGCAGGCCUUAAAACAGGCAGAAGAGUUUCGGGACACGGUCCACAUGCUGUUGGAGUGGCUUUCUGAAGCAGAGCAAACCCUUCGCUUUCGGGGGGCACUUCCUGAUGACACAGAGGCCCUGCAGUCUCUCAUUGACACCCAUAAGGAAUUCAUGAAGAAAGUGGAAGAAAAGCAAGUGGAUGUAAAUGCAGCGGUAGCCAUGGGAGAAAUCAUCCUGGGUGUCUGCCAUCCUGAUUGCAUCACGACUAUCAAACACUGGAUCACAAUCAUCCGAGCUCGAUUUGAGGAGGUCCUAACGUGGGCGAAGCAGCACCAGCAGCGCCUAGAAGCAGCCCUGUCAGAACUGGUGGCUAAUGCCGAGCUGCUAGAAGAACUUCUGGCAUGGAUCCAGUGGGCUGAGACUACCCUCAUUCAGCGGGAUCAGGAGCCAAUCCCUCAGAAUAUCGACCGAGUUAAAGCCCUUAUUGCUGAGCAUCAGACAUUUAUGGAGGAGAUGACACGCAAGCAACCUGAUGUGGACCGCGUCACCAAGACAUACAAAAGGAAGAAUAUAGAGCCUACCCAUGCUCCUUUCAUUGAGAAAUCCCGCAGUGGUAGCAGAAAAUCUUUGAGUCAUCCCACACCUCCUCCCAUGCCAAUCCUCUCACAAUCUGAAGCAAAAAACCCACGAAUCAAUCAGCUCUCUGCCCGCUGGCAACAAGUAUGGCUGUUAGCACUGGAGCGCCAGCGGAAGCUGAAUGAUGCUUUGGAUAGACUAGAGGAGUUGAAGGAAUUUGCCAACUUUGACUUUGAUGUCUGGAGGAAAAAGUAUAUGCGUUGGAUGAAUCACAAAAAGUCUCGAGUCAUGGAUUUCUUCCGCCGCAUUGACAAGGACCAAGAUGGGAAGAUAACACGUCAGGAGUUUAUCGAUGGAAUUUUAGCCUCCAAGUUCCCUACCACCAAGUUAGAGAUGACUGCUGUGGCUGACAUUUUUGACAGGGAUGGGGAUGGCUACAUUGACUACUAUGAAUUUGUGGCUGCUCUCCAUCCCAACAAGGAUGCUUAUCGACCAACAACUGAUGCAGAUAAAAUUGAAGAUGAGGUCACAAGACAAGUAGCUCAAUGCAAGUGUGCAAAAAGGUUUCAGGUGGAGCAGAUCGGAGAGAAUAAAUACCGGUUCUUCCUCGGCAAUCAGUUUGGGGAUUCUCAGCAGUUGCGGCUGGUCCGUAUUCUGCGCAGCACAGUGAUGGUCCGUGUUGGUGGAGGAUGGAUGGCCUUGGAUGAAUUUUUAGUGAAAAAUGAUCCCUGCAGAGUUCACCAUCCUGGGAGUAAAAUAAAGCGCUCUGAUUCCAGCUCUUCGAUUUCCACACGAGGUAGAACUAACAUUGAGCUG
This is a messenger RNA of Castor canadensis (American beaver), 6356 nucleotides long. The record is from RefSeq and is a predicted model, not a curated record. NCBI's taxonomy places the organism in Eukaryota, Metazoa, Chordata, Mammalia, Rodentia, Castoridae.